Antrostomus carolinensis (chuck-will's-widow) is the source of this 981-nucleotide messenger RNA. RefSeq names its product myosin heavy chain, skeletal muscle, adult. The transcript is spliced from 10 exons. The annotation marks the transcript as partial. Gene Ontology annotation, molecular function: microfilament motor activity; ATP binding; actin filament binding. The record is from RefSeq and is a predicted model, not a curated record. Gene Ontology annotation, biological process: actin filament organization. Lineage: Eukaryota; Metazoa; Chordata; Aves; Caprimulgiformes; Caprimulgidae. Gene Ontology annotation, cellular component: membrane; actin cytoskeleton; myosin complex.
AUCUUCUCCAUCUCUGACAAUGCCUACCAGUUCAUGUUGAAUGAUCGUGAGAACCAGUCAAUCCUGAUCACCGGAGAAUCUGGUGCAGGGAAGACUGUGAACACAAAGCGUGUCAUCCAGUACUUUGCAACAAUUGCAGCAAGUGGGGAGAAAAAGAAGGAGGAGCAGCAGGCUGGCAAAAUGCAAGGAACACUUGAGGAUCAAAUCAUCAGUGCCAACCCACUGCUGGAGGCCUUUGGAAAUGCCAAGACAGUGAGGAACGACAACUCCUCACGCUUCGGCAAGUUCAUCAGGAUCCACUUUGGAGCUACCGGCAAACUGGCUUCUGCUGACAUUGAAACUUAUCUGCUGGAGAAGUCCAGAGUCACUUUCCAGCUCAAGGCAGAAAGAAGCUACCACAUAUUUUACCAGAUCACCUCCAACAAGAAACCAGAGCUAAUUGACAUGCUCCUCAUUACCACCAACCCUUACGAUUUCCACUUUGUGAGUCAAGGUGAAAUCACUGUUCCAAGCAUUGAUGAUCAGGAGGAACUGAUGGCUACAGAUAGUGCCAUUGACAUCCUGGGCUUCAGUGCUGAUGAAAAGACGGCCAUCUACAAGCUGACAGGAGCUGUCAUGCACUAUGGGAACUUGAAGUUCAAGCAGAAACAACGAGAGGAGCAGGCAGAGCCAGAUGGCACAGAAGUGGCUGACAAGGCUGCCUAUCUUAUGGGUCUGAACUCAGCUGACCUGCUCAAGGCGCUCUGCUAUCCUCGAGUCAAGGUGGGGAAUGAAUAUGUGACCAAGGGUCAGACGGUACAGCAGGUGAACAAUUCAGUGGGUGCUCUGGCAAAGGCUGUCUAUGAGAAGAUGUUCUUGUGGAUGGUUGUUUGCCUCAACCAACAGCUGGAUACCAAGCAACCCAGACAGUACUUCAUUGGUGUCCUAGACAUUGCUGGCUUUGAGAUCUUUGAUGUAAGGAACAAGGAUUUAGGACCAUAG